CCUCACAUGAUUCAGAUUAAUCCUUCUUUUCUCCCUCCCUGAAGUUGCACACUGCAGUAACAACACGGCUGAAAUGCAGACAAGAGGCUCGACAUGGGCAAGAAGGGCCCUGCUGCUUGGCAUCCUGUGGACUGCUGAACACCUGCCUCUUCCGGGGGCCUCUUUGCCGCAACGUCUUCCAAGGGCUACAGAAAAUAGCACCCAGUGUGUGACUUCAUCAUCAUCAGAAUUCCCAGAAGGGUUUUUCACGAAGCAAGAACGCCUGGAUGGCGGCAUCGUGAUCUACGUGCUGAUCAUCCUUUACAUGUUCCUGGCUGUGUCUAUUGUGUGUGACGAGUACUUCCUGCCCUCCCUGGAGAUCAUCAGUGAGUCGCUUGGAUUGUCUCAGGAUGUUGCAGGUGCAACAUUCAUGGCAGCGGGGAGUUCAGCUCCUGAAUUAGUUACAGCUUUCUUAGGUGUAUUUAUCACAAAAGGAGAUAUUGGCAUCAGUACUAUUCUUGGAUCUGCAAUUUAUAAUCUUCUUGGCAUCUGUGCAGCCUGUGGCUUGUUAUCUAAUGUGGUUUCAACACUCUCAUGUUGGCCCCUAUUCAGAGACUGUGCAGCAUAUGCCAUCAGUGUGGCAGCAGUUUUUGGCAUAAUAUUUGAUAACCAAGUUUACUGGUACGAAGGGAUUUUACUGCUUUUGAUAUAUGGACUGUAUGUUUUGGUGCUGUCUUAUGACAUUAAAAUUAACCAGUACCUAAUAAGGAAAUGCAGUCCUUGCUGUACCUGUCUUGCCAAAGCUAUGGAGGAGAGAAGCGAACAGCAGCCACUGAUGGGAUGGGAAGAGGAGGGUCAACCAUUCAUUCGUCGACAAUCAAGAACUGAUAGUGGAAUUUUUCAUGAAGAUUCUGGCUACUCCCAGCUUUCCAUAGGUUUACAUGGUCUUAGUCAGGCUUGUGAAGAUCCACCUAGUGUUUUCAACAUGCCUGAAGCAGACUUGAAAAGGAUUUUCUGGGUAUUAUCUCUUCCUAUUAUUACAUUACUGUUUCUAACCACACCAGACUGUAGAAGAAAGUUUUGGAAAAACUACUUCAUGAUAACUUUUUUCAUGUCUGCACUAUGGAUAUCUGCAUUUACCUAUGUCCUGGUUUGGAUGGUCACAAUAACUGGAGAAACACUAGAAAUUCCAGACACAGUCAUGGGCCUCACUUUAUUAGCAGCAGGAACAAGCAUACCAGACACAGUUGCAAGUGUGUUGGUUGCAAGAAAAGGUAAAGGAGACAUGGCUAUGUCUAACAUCGUGGGAUCCAAUGUGUUUGAUAUGCUAUGUCUAGGUGUCCCGUGGUUUAUUAAAACUGCAAUGAUAAAUCCAUCAACUCCUGUUGAGGUGAACAGCAGAGGACUAACUUACAUAACCAUCUCUCUCAUCAUUUCAAUUAUUUUUCUUUUUUUAGCAAUACACUUCAAUGGAUGGAAGCUAGACAAAAAAUUAGGAGCUGUCUGCCUAGUAUUAUACUUUGGGCUUAUUACAUUGUCAGUUCUAUAUGAACUUGGAAUUAUUGGAAACAAUAAAACAAGGGGAUGUGGGGGCUAAUAUUAAUAGUUAUGUGAAAAAUCUGA
This is a messenger RNA of Ochotona curzoniae (black-lipped pika), 1602 nucleotides long. RefSeq names its product solute carrier family 24 member 5 (gene SLC24A5). Gene Ontology annotation, cellular component: membrane. The transcript is spliced from 9 exons. Gene Ontology annotation, molecular function: calcium channel activity; calcium, potassium:sodium antiporter activity. NCBI's taxonomy places the organism in Eukaryota, Metazoa, Chordata, Mammalia, Lagomorpha, Ochotonidae. The record is from RefSeq and is a predicted model, not a curated record. Bases 74 to 1576 code for a protein of 500 amino acids. Gene Ontology annotation, biological process: intracellular calcium ion homeostasis; melanocyte differentiation; calcium ion transmembrane transport.